AUGGCGGCCCCUAUGAGCAACGUGGAUGAGAUACGAGACCGAGUUAUUUUAGGCGAAUUUGGAGUGAGAAAUGUCCAUACGACAGAUUACCCCGGCAAUUACCCGGGUUAUGAUGAUACGUGGGACCUCGAGAAAUUCAAAAAGAAAUUUCGAAUCGACAUGGUUCAGCUGGACGAGAAUAACCUGGAGUUUGACAUGAUAGGAAUUGAUGCAGCUGUUGCCAAUGCGUUUCGACGGAUAUUGCUCGCUGAGGUCCCGACCAUGGCCGUGGAGAAGGUGUUUAUAUACAACAACACGUCAAUCAUUCAGGACGAAAUCCUGGCCCACAGACUCGGUUUGAUACCGAUCAGAGCUGAUCCUCGCCUCUUUGAGUUCAGAAAUUCAGGAGACGAAGAAGGGACAGAAAUUGACACGAUUCAGCUCCAGCUGAAGGUGAAAUGCAGCAGAAAUCCCAGAGCCCCUAAAGACUCCUCAGAUCCACGGGAACUCUAUCUCAAUCACAUGGUAUACUCUAAGGACAUGACCUGGGUGCCUAUCGGGAACCAGGCUGACGUGUUUGCAGAGGCAAAAAUCGGCCCGGUUCACGGAGACAUUCUCCUAGCGCAGCUCCGCCCCGGUCAGGAGCUGGACAUCGUCAUGCACUGUGUGAAGGGCAUCGGUAAAGACCAUGCCAAGUUCUCCCCAGUGGCCACGGCGAGUUACAGACUCCUCCCUGAGAUCACGCUCCUCCAGCCGAUCGAAGGAGAGAAGGCAGAGAGGCUAAAGCGCUGCUUCUCACCUGGAGUCAUCGAAGUGGAGGACGUCGGAGGGAAGCGGGUGGCGAGGGUGGUGAACGGUCGCGCGGACACGUGCAGCAGAGAAGUUCUCCGACACGAAGACCUGAAGAACCUGGUGAAACUGGGCAGAGUGCGAGACCAUUUCAUAUUCUCGGUGGAGUCCACGGGAAUCCUUCCGCCCGAGGUCCUAGUCAGCGAAGCCAUCAAUGUCCUCAUCGCCAAAUGCCAGAAAUUUCUCAGUGAACUCGACUCCGCCGAGAUGGAUUAAACACGUGAAAGCGGCGCCGAAUGCCUGGGUUGCUUAGAAACGAACGCAGCACUUUCUCAUGGUCCGGCAACCAGAAGGAGCAAUAAAAACUGUGCUAUGAUUCGGUUUAUUUCACAUUACCCCGAACCUUCUAUUUGUUCCUGUUUACUUUUACGCAAGAGGAUAUAUUAACGCGGACACUGAAAUCUAAUUGUGUGGUUAAUGUCUCUAAGCACUGGCCCAGGUUCUGCUGUACAUUGGGUCUGUCUCAUUUGUUCCAGCUUUGGCCCUUGUAAUGGCAUUAUAAGGAAUUCCGGUAAAAUAUGGUAAUGUUCGUGGUCCAUUACCAUAAACAGACUUAAUGUUCGCAGCGAAUGAAUGCCAGCCGAGCGUCUUUUGUCUCCUUCCACUUUGGGAUCGUUUUUUGUCCCGUUGGCAGGUGGCCAAGUCGUGCAGUCAAUAACGUACUUCGCCAAUCUUUUCAGAGGCUCUGUAAAGCGUAGAUAUUUCCCUUGUCUGUGCAGAUAUGCUUGAUGUGAGUGUGAGUGU
Messenger RNA from Chanos chanos (milkfish), 1572 nucleotides. It is a transcript of the gene polr1c, whose product is annotated as RNA polymerase I and III subunit C. Gene Ontology annotation, molecular function: DNA binding; protein dimerization activity. Gene Ontology annotation, biological process: DNA-templated transcription. Lineage: Eukaryota; Metazoa; Chordata; Actinopteri; Gonorynchiformes; Chanidae. The record is from RefSeq and is a predicted model, not a curated record. The coding region runs from base 1 to 1044 and encodes 347 amino acids. Gene Ontology annotation, cellular component: RNA polymerase I complex; RNA polymerase III complex. The transcript is spliced from 9 exons.